CCUUUAUGUGUGCCUUGCGUUCUCGGGUAGCGCCAGGGAGCCCUGCAGGGUACAGUCUCAGUGAGGAUCCGUUAUAAUGUAAAUAUGACCGACGUUUCACACAGAAAUCCAAACUGGACUCAGUGAUUUCAGUGUGUGAUCGCCUUUUACUUCCAUGGUGGACUCUUCAUCGACGUGUCUGGAUCUCUGCGGCAUCCUCACACACACCGCGCCUCCUCCUCCUCCUCCUCCUCCUCCUCCUCCUUCAGUGUCCUGAGAAGGUGAAGAAGCCUUCAUCAAAACAGCGAGCCGCUAUGAGGAGAAUAACGGGAACGGCGAAGGAUGAAACUUUGAUCGAGCUGCAGAGCGCGACAGACUCACAGACAGGAGAUGGUCCUGCCGUCCUUACCGCAUUCAGGAUUAACCUACACUCAGAUGAAAACAGUGGAAAUGGUGUUUCAUUAUCAGAAAGAGUGAUUCUUCCUGGACAUGCAGAAACAGACAGGCUACAGCCAAACAAAGACACAGUGUUCUUCAGGGACGGAGUUCGACGAAUAGACUUUGUGUUGUCUUAUGUCGAUGACAAAGAUGGAGAGAAGAAACAGGAAAGGAGGAGGGAGUUUGAGGCCAACCUUGAGAAAGCAGGACUGGAGCUGGAGACGGAUGACAAAUCAGACUCCAAAGACCAGAGGACAUAUUUCCUGAAGAUUCAUGCUCCAUGGGACAUACUGGCCACCUAUGCUGAUGUGUUAAAGAUCAAAGUUCCCUUCAAAGAGAGCGAUAUCCCCCAUGGUCAGGAUGUCCCUCUCGAAUGGCUCUCACAUCCUUUCCGCCUGCCGGAGCACAUCAUGCGCCCGACCCCGGACUACUUCACCUACCCCUUUGACAAGAACAAGACAGACUUCUUCCUCAUCAAUGACAAGGACACCUUCUUCCCACCUUCCACGAGAAACAGAAUCGUGUUCUACAUCCUGGCUCGUUGCCCGUACUAUAAAGAGGGCCAGAAAGAGAAAGAAAAAACCGGAAUCAAGCGACUAAUCAGCAAUGGGACGUAUACGGCAGCAUUUCCACUACAUGAUUGUCGAUAUUGGAAAAGAGCCAGAAAUGCCGAGUGUGAGAGCGAGCGCUACAACUUGUACAAGCACUGGGCCAGGUUUCUCUGCUUCUACAAAGAGCAGCCUCUUAACCUUAUCAGGAAGUACUACGGGGAGAAGAUUGGGAUCUACUUCGCCUGGCUCGGCUUCUACACGGAGAUGUUGUUCGUUGCCGCUGUCAUGGGCCUUAUAUGCUUCAUUUAUGGAGUGCUCAGCUACGAUGACAACAUAUCCAGCAAAGAAAUAUGUGACCCAGCUGUUGGAGGCAGUAUUGUGAUGUGUCCACUCUGUGAUAAAAAGUGCCUUUUCUGGAAGCUCAACUCUACCUGUCUCUCCUCUUGGCAAUCCCAUCUGUUCGAUAAUGAGGGAACUGUAUUCUUCGCCAUAUUCAUGGGGAUUUGGGUAACUCUGUUUUUGGAGUUCUGGAAACGACGUCAGGCCCGGCUGGAGUACGAGUGGGACUUGGUGGACUUUGAGGAGGAGCAACAACAGCUUCAAAUCCGGCCCGAGUUUGAGUUUCGCUGCAACAAGAAGAGACUCAACAAGAUCACGCAGGAAAUGGAGCCAUAUCUUCCCAUCACCAGCAAGUGUGCUCGCUUCUGCCUCUCAGCAACCACCGUCUUAUUCUGGAUUUCUCUGAUAGUGGCCUGUAUAAUCGGGGUCAUCGCGUACAGGCUCGCUGUGUAUGCUGCCUUUGCAAGUAUCAUUAAAGACCCCUUCAGGAAGAUCCAGCUGGUGGGAAGAUUCAUCACCCCACAGCUGGCAACUUCUGUCACCGCCUCCUGCAUCAACUUUGUCAUCAUCAUGAUCCUCAACUUCUUCUACGAGAGGGUAGCCGUUUGGAUCACUGAUAUGGAAAUCCCAAAGACUCAUCUGGAAUAUGAGAACAGGCUGACCAUGAAGAUGUUCCUAUUUCAGUUUGUGAACUAUUACUCCUCGUGUUUCUAUGUGGCCUUCUUCAAAGGGAAAUUUGUGGGCUAUCCUGGAGACUACUCAUACAUGUUUGGCAAAAAAUGGAGCAAACUGAGGAAUGAGGAGUGUGACCCUGGAGGAUGUCUGAUCGAGCUGACUACACAGCUGGUGAUCGUUAUGGCGGGGAAACAACUGUGGGGAAACAUUCAGGAAGCCCUGCUGCCGUUGAUGCGUAACUGGUGGAGCAGCAGAAAAGGGCGGCACAAUCCUGAGAACCACUACAGCCGCUGGGAGCAGGACCACGUUCUUCAGAACUUCGGCCAGCUGGGAUUGUUCUACGAGUACCUUGAGAUGGUGAUCCAGUUCGGUUUCAUCACUCUGUUCGUGGCCUCGUUCCCCCUGGCUCCCCUAUUGGCUCUAUUCAACAACAUCCUUGAGAUCAGGGUGGACGCCUGGAAGUUCACCACCCAGUUCAGACGACCCGUAGCAUCCAAGGCCCGCAACAUUGGAGCGUGGCAGGAAAUCCUCAACGCAGUGGCUAUUUUGUCUGUUGUUACCAAUGCUUUCAUUAUGGCGUUCACCUCCGACAUGAUCCCCCGAAUGGUCUACCUGUACGCUUACGGUAAAGAUGCAAGCAUGAGUGGCUACAUUAACAACAGCCUGUCAAUAUACAACAUCACACAGAUACCAGAGGACAACAUGCCGGAGGAGAAAGACCACUGGUUUGUGAACUCCACCAGCACCUGCAGAUACCGUGACUACCGUUACCCUCCGGGCCACGACAGGGCGUACACUCACACCAUGCAGUUCUGGCACAUCCUGGCAGCUAAAAUGGCCUUCAUCAUUAUCAUGGAACAUGUGGUCUUCGUGGUGAAGUUCUUCGUGGCGUGGAUGAUCCCUGACAUCCCCUCGGAAGUGAAGGCUCGGAUCAAGCGGGAACGCUACCUGAUUCAAGAGUAUCUGCAUAACUACGAGGUGGAGAGGCUGAAGAUCCAGCUGAGUGCCAGUUUCAUCACAGAGCCACAGUCAGACAUGACCUCCAUGACAGACAAGCAUGAAGUGCUGUCUGAGUGCCUGUAGCCCCCCGAUUCACACGAGGACAUUCACAACAAGGGCUGCCGUCUGUGGAAAACGAACGCUUUGAUGUUUUGUUACUGAAUGGACUCCUAUAUUAGGAGCCGUUUAGAAGCAUCAGGUUGAAAGAGAAACUUCUGUGCAAUAGAAAAAGAUUAGAAAAGAUUUUAGGUGCAGCUUGAAACAUUCCCUGUGUAAUGCCUUCAAACUGUCCGGUGGUCAUGGCUGAAAAUAGAAACUAACAUGUUACAUACUGAAAGUUCAAGUUUGCGAUGUUAAACAUGUGAACCCAAGUGUUAUUAACCUUUAAAUGAUUUGGUUAAGAUAUCAUAUUUUAUGUUUUGCAUGUGAUUCUUCAAGUGAGAGAAGAAGGAUUCAAAUGUGUCGACAAGAAGUUAUAUGUCAGUCGUAGAAAGUGUUUGAUGAUGAUUGUGGUUAGAGAAACUAACAUAACUUUGAGAAUAGAUGUCCUACAUCACAUUUCAGUUUCAUCGUUUAACUCAUUGUAGAAAACACUCAGACUAAACAAGUUUUACAAACAUCAAAUAUGAAACACGUUGAAAUAUUGAAACCUUUGGCAGUGCUUAUUUCUCUAAACAUUCCUGUAGAUCUGUAGCUGGGCUAUAAGGUUGUACGUUUUGUUAAUUUUUGUGUACUACGUUAAGGGAAACGCUCUUAUAAAACUGUGCAUUUGAGAACCAAGUACCUCCAUCAUACCGCAGUGAUACUAAAACAAUUGGAUGUUUAAUGUUUCUCCAUGAAUUUGAGAUACUACAGAGAUGUAACUGGGAGACAUUAGCCGCAUCUUCCACAUCUAUCUCCAACUUGUUUCGGGACCAAUUAUAGCAGUUUUACUUAAAAAAAAGAAAGGAACAUGAAGGACAUGUUUGAAAAGCUCUCUAUAGAUAUUCAGCUUUAAUGCAAUCAGUAGUUAUGUGUUAAGCUAAAUGUACACCUCCUUUUGGUAUAAUUGAGUGAAACUGCAUAAUGUCUCUGUUCUCAGAUGUCCGGUUAGUGAUGUCUCUGUCUAUUAUAGGCAUAUAAUCAUAACAUUCAAUCCUCGUUCUGUGUUUGGAUAAUGUGAGGAAGGAUUUGAGUGACUUUCUGGCUGGUUUUGUUUUUUCUGUACAUUUACAGAUUAUUGUCUUCUAUUUAAAAGAGUUGUAACACAGUUCAUUUAUUAAUCUGUUUCUGCUCUGUAGCUCAAAACAUGUGUGUAAGUUACUUCAUAAUCCUCCUUUGAAGAUCUUUCUAGGCAAUGUGCUUAUUCUUCUUACUUAUUCUAUAGCCUGUUACUCAUCUGGAACAUAUUUAGUGUCAAUGUAAGCGCAGACAGUGAACCCUAACUAAAAGUAUGAACUGUACGAGAACAUUUGAUGCUAGAAAUGACUUUUUCAAGGGAUGUCCAGUAUUGCUAUUUUUUAUCUUCUUACGCUUAAUGUGCAUUUAAAUCUUUCUGUGUUUCUAUUGAAACCUAUUUGUAAUUUAAACUGCAAAUGAGGCUGAUCUCAUUCGAGCCCUCUGCAGAUUAUUUUUUACUAAACCUGGCUGACGUCAAUCUCAGGAUUAAAACAUCUUCUAAAGUUUGUUGAGCAUCACUGGUAAAUAACGGCUGCGGAUGCUGUGAUGAGUGAAGGGGGAUUCAGAUGGCGAUCCAUCAUGGUGCAUCAUUUUCCCAACAAACAAAUGCCUUAACUGUCAGUGUUUACUUACUUUUGUAUAAUUUUCUAAACACAAAGUUUCCUAUCUGAACUCUGUACCUGGUUCAUAACAUUUGCUGCUGCUGCUGCUCAUUGCAUUUUAGUGGUUUUGUCUUGUUUUAAUGUGCAUGAGUUGCAGUCGUGUAAAUAUUUUGUUGGUUACAUUUGAAGUGAGCUGUAGCCUAAUGUACAGAAAUGCACUAAAGCUAAUACUCCCAAUAAAUGAAGAAAUAUCUUA
This is a messenger RNA of Labrus mixtus (cuckoo wrasse), 4997 nucleotides long. It is a transcript of the gene ano5b, whose product is annotated as anoctamin 5b. The coding region runs from base 294 to 3065 and encodes 923 amino acids. Gene Ontology annotation, molecular function: protein dimerization activity; chloride channel activity. The transcript has 21 exons. The record is from RefSeq and is a predicted model, not a curated record. Gene Ontology annotation, biological process: chloride transmembrane transport. Lineage: Eukaryota; Metazoa; Chordata; Actinopteri; Labriformes; Labridae. Gene Ontology annotation, cellular component: plasma membrane.